ACAGGCAGCAAUACUGUUUUCUGCGGUUUAAAUUUUGUUCGUCUGCAUGCGUGUUUUGUAGUGAAGGUGCAAGUUAUUUUUGUAAAGCGAGUAGGAUUGCAUACAUAUUAAAAUUGUAUAGAUUACAGUGUUAUAAAAUAUUGAAGUAGACGUGUUGUAUUACUAUUUAAACUGCCAUAAAUCUGUUUAUUUUGAAUACCACCUUUUGCAUUUAAUUUUUUAAAAAAUGUCGGCGGAAACCCACGAUGUUAAUAUACAUGAUGAGGAUAUACAUGAUGCUAACUAUCAACCACCGCCACAGAAGACUAUUGAGGAGAUAAUGGCAGCUGAUCAAGAAGAUGAAAGCUUAAGGCGGUAUAAAGAAGCUUUAUUGGGUGAAGCGCAGGUUGAAAAAAUUAUUGUUGAUCCAAAUGAUUCUCGUAAAGUUAUUGUUAAAAAAUUAGCUUUGGUUGUGGAAGGACGUAAUGAUAUGGAAUUGGAUUUAUCAGGAGAUCUAAGUCAAUUGAAAAAGCAGGUAUUUGUAAUACAAGAAGGCGUACAAUAUAAGGUACGCAUUGAUUUCAUUGUGCAAAGGGAAAUCGUUCAUGGCCUUAAAUAUGUACAAAAGACUUAUCGAAUGGGCAUGCCAGUUGAUAAAAUAACACAUAUGGUCGGUUCCUAUCCACCUAAAAAAGAAAUACAAUUCUACUUAACUGCAGCAGAGGAAGCACCUUCAGGUCUAUUGGCACGCGGUACUUAUACUGUCUCAUCAGUUUUUACGGAUGAUGACAAACAUAUUCAUCUAAAAUGGGAUUGGUGUUUUGAAAUUAAAAAGGAUUGGGAAUAAGUGAUUGAUUUAAGUGAUUGAUUUAAAACAAAACAUUUAUGAAAAUGGAAAUAUUUAAAAAAAUAUAAACUGUAUUUUUGUAAAAUUCCAAAAAAAAAAACUACUCCAAAAAUCCCUUAAAGUGCUGUUUAUAUAUGUAAGUUGUAACAAAAGCAAUUUUCGAACUUUAAAAAUGUACCAAAAUUUGCAAUGUCUAAAUGUCGAACACAAAUUUAUGUUUAUUUCUAUCAUUUGAACUAUAUGUAUAUGUAUUAUUACUUCAGAAUUACUUUGUUCUAAGAGUUAUUUGAAAUUUUGUAGUGCACAGAUAAAAUGAUUAUU
Messenger RNA from Teleopsis dalmanni, 1147 nucleotides. It is a transcript of the gene RhoGDI, whose product is annotated as rho GDP-dissociation inhibitor 1. Gene Ontology annotation, molecular function: Rho GDP-dissociation inhibitor activity; protein binding. Gene Ontology annotation, biological process: Rho protein signal transduction. The record is from RefSeq and is a predicted model, not a curated record. The coding region runs from base 227 to 826 and encodes 199 amino acids. Gene Ontology annotation, cellular component: cytosol; membrane; cytoplasm. The transcript has 5 exons. NCBI's taxonomy places the organism in Eukaryota, Metazoa, Arthropoda, Insecta, Diptera, Diopsidae.